Trichoplax adhaerens is the source of this 1977-nucleotide messenger RNA. RefSeq lists its product as uncharacterized. Gene Ontology annotation, cellular component: MCM complex; nucleus. The transcript has 9 exons. Gene Ontology annotation, molecular function: single-stranded DNA helicase activity; ATP hydrolysis activity; single-stranded DNA binding. The annotation marks the transcript as partial. Lineage: Eukaryota; Metazoa; Placozoa; Uniplacotomia; Trichoplacea; Trichoplacidae. Gene Ontology annotation, biological process: double-strand break repair via homologous recombination. The record is from RefSeq and is a predicted model, not a curated record.
AUGGCGGCAAAUUCAAGUGAUGAAUCAACAUGUUCGCUGCAAGAGAUUGAUCAAACCAAUGACGACUUUAUUGAUCUAAUCCAAUCGUACUUAACCAAAAAUCUUGCAACAGAAAUUGAAACAGUAUUAUUAGGGGAAGAUCCAAGACGCCAUUAUCCUAUCAAUAUUGAUGUUUUCUUCUUGGCCAAUACAGUUCAAGAGAUCUUACCGUUGUUGUUGGACCGACCCCAAUUUUUAUUAUCAACUUUGGACGAAGCAGUCAAGCGAAUCCAGACCGAUAUUAUUCGACAUAGUGGAAAUGAUCGGCUAACAAUCAAGAAAAAUAUCCAUUCGAGAUUGCACAACGCAGAUUAUGCUAACGUCAAGGAAAUCUAUCGCUAUAGCAUUCCACAAUCAGAAGAUGUAGGACGUUUUGUUUCCAUAACAGCCAACGUUGUUCGAGCUGGCAUAGCUAAGGUACUCGAAUACGAGAAAACAUUUGUCUGUUCCGAGUGUGGAUUAAACUUUAAAGUACCUGUUGAACUAGAGAGAAAUUUUGUCAUUAAAAAACCAACAAUUUGCCCAUCGAUUGAUGGCUGCACCUCGCGUAAAUUUAUACCAAUGACCAAUGGUGAAUCGACAUCUCCAUCAAAUCGUGACUAUCAAGAAAUUGUCAUUCAAGAACAAGUACAGAAAUUACCCCUGGGAACGAUCCCUCAGUCAAUAAUAGCUGUCUUAGAGGAUGAUUUAGUUGACUCUUGCAAACCUGGAGAUGAUGUUACCCUGACCGGGCUCAUUUGUCGUAGAUGGAGAUUUUUAUCAACUGAUCAACGGUGUGAUGUGGAAAUCGUUCUCAAAGUCAAUCAUAUACAAGUUAAUAAUGAACAGCGCACUCGAAUUGCUAUUACGCCAGAACUUGAGCAACAAUUUAUUCAGCAUUGGCAAAAUUAUAAAGAAAAUCCAUAUGCAGGACGAAAUUUUAUUCUAUCCUCCUUUUGUCCACAAGUUUAUGGUAUGUACAUAAUCAAAUUAGCAGUAACCUUAGUUUUAAUUGGAGGAGUUCAAAGAAUAGAUUCAUCUGGCACAAAGAUUCGUGGAGAAUCUCAUCUACUACUUGUCGGAGAUCCAGGAACUGGUAAAUCACAGUUUUUAAAAUAUGCUGCUAGAGUGAUGCCGAGAUCAGUUUUAACCACCGGUAUCGGCUCCACUAGCGCAGGAUUAACCGUAACCGCUGUCAAAGAUUCAGGAGAAUGGCAAUUGGAAGCUGGCGCUUUAGUACUUGCUGACGGCGGAUUAUGUUGUAUUGAUGAAUUCAACAGCAUUCAAGAACAUGAUCGCACAAGUAUACAUGAGGCGAUGGAACAGCAAACGAUAAGUGUUGCUAAGGCUGGCUUAGUCUGCAAAUUAAACACACGAACUACUAUUCUUGCUGCAACUAAUCCUAAAGGCAAUUAUGACCCUAACGAAUCUGUAAGCGUUAACGUCGCACUGGCUAGUCCUCUUCUUAGCCGAUUCGAUCUAGUAUUAAUUAUGAUGGAUAAUUUUAAUGAAAGUUGGGACAAACUGGUAUCAUCGUUUAUCUUGAAUAGCCGAUCUCUUGACACAAGUGAAUCAGAGCUAUGGAAUAUGACGAAAUUACGAGCUUAUCUCUGCUACGUGAAAAAAUUCAAGCCAAAAAUGACUGCGUCAAGUAGUCUAAUUCUCUCGCAAUAUUAUCAAAAACAGAGGCAGUCUGACCACAAGAAUUCUACCAGAACAACUUUAAGACUUUUAGAAAGUAGCGUUAGGCUAGCUCAAGCUCACGCGAGACUAAUGAUGAGAAAUGAGGUAACAGUUGCUGACGCUGUGGUAUCCGUUAUGUUAAUCGAGUCAUCAAUGCAUGGCGGAGCUUUACUUGGUGGUGCAAACGUUUUACACUCGUCAUUUCCUGACGAUCCUGAUGAUGAAUUUAAGAAGCAGUGUGAAUUUGUACUACAGAGACUUGAUUUAGGCCAUUUG